ACUCAAGCACGUCAAGCACCCUGUGAAAUCAUUUCAUUUUCGACGUUUUUUUUUUGUAGUUUCAAGCAGGUCUUCGAUUCUUUUCUUUUCUAGAAAAAAUAUGAGUUCAGUAUUGACUUGCAAUUUUUGCACGUUCAUCAAUGAGACAGGUGCUAGAGUUUGCAAUGCUUGUGGACGAACGUUAGGACUCCCAACCAUUAACCUCAAUCCGAUCGGAGUCGAAUGUUUACAAUGUACUUUUCGAAAUCCGCCAGGAUCAGUUAAUUGUCAAGUGUGCGAAACGCCAAUACUUGUUGAUGGAGGUAAUUCAACAUUGGCCGCUGUGAAUUUGUCGAUUGUGGACGAAAUGUCGACGACUAUGGCCGUGGAUGUUGGAGCAGCAUGCCAGAUUUGCUAUUCCACAAUGGCACAGGAUUUUAGGAUGCCAGGCUGCACUCACUUGUUUUGUACGGUAUGUGCAAAAACUCAUUUUACAAUCAAGAUCACCGAGUGUGGAAUUAACAAUGUCCGCUGCCCAAUUGAUACUUGUUCCGCCUUCGACGAGAUGCCGAAUAAAUCGGUGUUUUUCAAAGAAUUAAAAUUGGUUCUUCGCGGUAUCUUGGAGCCGAAUGUCAAGAAGAUGUUUACGGAUAAGGUCCAUGUCAUGGAGAUCAUGGAUAAGCCCGGAUUCUUACGAUGCACCAUGUGCAAUUACGGAUUCGUAAAUCAAAGCAAAACUAGAAAGACCACUUGUCCCGAUUGCUUCAAAGUAUUUUGUUCCAAAUGCGGAAAAAAGUGGACAGCUAGCCACUACCAGAUGACUUGUACGCCAAAUGAGAAUAGAACGAGCGACGAUGGAAGCGGUAACGUGCAAAUGCACACCAAUGCCGCCUGUCCACAAUGUAAAUACAAAUAUUUUUUGGAACGUGGUGGAUGUAUGCACAUCACCUGCAGCCAGUGUUCGUAUGAAUACUGUGAAUUCUGCUUCAAGAAGAUAACCGGAAAGGGGCAAUUUUGCAAUUUUCCAAAUUGUUCGAAGGGUCAGUCAUUACAUGGACAUCAUCCGCGGAAUUGUAUGUACUAUGUACGGGACAUGGAUCAUAAGCAAUUGGAGCGACUAUUGAAGAACAACGGUGUUCGUUAUACCGUGGUCCAACGUCACAAGACAUCCGCGUGCAAGCUCAAAGUGAAUGUGCUAUCUGAUGGCAUCUGGGUUGACGCGGAAUGCAACAAGCCCUCACUGAAAUCGUACAAUAACAUGUGCCUAACUCACUACAAAUGGCAUUUGGGCGAGCUAAUGAAAAAGCACAGCAUCGAUCCGGUUGAUGUGAUGAACAAUCUGGAAUGCAUGUGCGAAUUGAGGCGAAACAACGUAAACGUGGUCCUGAAUAAAGCGAGUAUCCAUUUGCCGAUCGAGGACGAACACACCGUUGCAUUACGCGCUCUGGUUCGGUCACAGCUUCCGUAUGAACAAAUCUUACAGUAGCAAUUUGCAUUUCUGUUGAACUUUGUCAUUUCCUGAUUGUUCAUUGAUGUUUCUUCUUUUCCAUUUUUCUUUCAAUCUUUAUCAUGUGAAUUGAGUCAUUGCGGGUGACAUUUUGUCCAUUAUUAAUUUUGGCGAUAAAACAAUGAAUUAUGAUCAUA
Messenger RNA from Bradysia coprophila, 1623 nucleotides. Its product is annotated as E3 ubiquitin-protein ligase RNF31-like. The record is from RefSeq and is a predicted model, not a curated record. Gene Ontology annotation, cellular component: LUBAC complex. Gene Ontology annotation, molecular function: K48-linked polyubiquitin modification-dependent protein binding; zinc ion binding; K63-linked polyubiquitin modification-dependent protein binding. Gene Ontology annotation, biological process: protein linear polyubiquitination. Lineage: Eukaryota; Metazoa; Arthropoda; Insecta; Diptera; Sciaridae.